Molecule: messenger RNA, 2739 nt
Organism: Magnolia sinica
Lineage: Eukaryota; Viridiplantae; Streptophyta; Magnoliopsida; Magnoliales; Magnoliaceae
Product: proline-rich receptor-like protein kinase PERK4
Exons: 9
Coding region: 393-2378 (661 amino acids)
Biological process (GO): protein phosphorylation
Molecular function (GO): protein kinase activity; ATP binding
Source: RefSeq, a predicted model, not a curated record
GAAGGAGAAUUGGCGCGAAGAAAAGGUAAAAACCGAAAAUAACGAACCGGAAAGUAAGGAAAGGUGUAAGGAAGCAAAAGCAAAGGCUGGUAGAGCAUUUGAAUUGUCAAUCGCAGGUUUUGAGGGCAGAGGAGUAUGACUGAGCAAGCAUUCCAAUUGAAAAAUAGUAAAAGAAAAAACCAUUCCAAGGUAGGCGAGACAAAGGAGAAAAGAGGAGAGACUGAGAGAAGUUUGAUUGGAGAAGGACGGGAUCUAAUGCAAUGCACCAUCUCUAGUCCUCGCCCUUCUCUCACAAACUUUCUCCUUUCCUAAUACAACAGGCUUCUCCUCUUAGGCGAGCAGUUACAGGUGGCAAGUUUUUCGGUGUGUUCCAGCUUUAAUUAGUUCCGGAAAUGGCAUCACCUCCUGUGACUGCUCCGUCGCCGGAAUCCGAAUCUCCACCCUCCCCUCCGACAUCAUCAUCGCCGCCUCCAUCAUCAUCCUCAUCAUCUCCACCACCACAGUCAGCACCGUCGCCGCCGCCACCUAAGUCAAACCCUUCAACACCCCCUCCAACGACCACCCCCUCUCCCCCACCCCCAGAUGCAAAGUCACCGCCUCCGGAUGAAAAGUCGCCAGCCCCACCGAAAAAUUCCUCUCCCCCAACACCCUUAUCUUCUCCGCCUCCAUCGUCAUCAGAUGAUGAAGGCACUCCUAACCGUUCGCCACCCAAUUCAUCUCCGCCAUCCGUGGUCCCACCACCACCACCGCAAAAAACAACACCUUCUUCUCCCCCCAAGGCCUUGUCGCCUCCAACGCAUUCGAAGAGCCCGACCCCAUCCAACCACAGUUCUAGCAAAUCUCCACCGUCACACAAUCGUGAUUCCUCUGAUGAUCUGAAUGUAUCUCUUAUUGUUGGACUUUCAGUGGCCGCCUUAAUUCUCGCUGCAUUGAUCAUCUCUCUCGUAUGCUGUAUGAGGAAGAAGAAGAAGAAGAGACCCCAAAAUCACAUGCAGUACUAUCCAGAUCCUUCCCGUGGUGGGCCUAAAGGUAGUAACUAUUAUAACAGCGGUCCAAAUUGGUACAAUUCACCGCAAUCGAUGGACCAUGUGAUUAAGGUCCCUCCUCCUCCUGGGGCAAUGGGCCCACAGGGCGGCAUGUGGCCAUCACCCCCACCGCCACCACCCACGCACAGCAGCGACAUGAGCUCCAACUAUUCGGGUCCACACCAUCCCCCUCUACCUCCACCUUCCCCGAGCCUUGCACUGGGGUUCAAUAAGAGUACUUUCACAUACGAUGAGCUAGCUUCUGCUACAGGCGGGUUCUCUCAGGCUAACCUCUUAGGCCAGGGCGGGUUCGGGUAUGUUUACAAGGGGCUGCUACCCAAUGGAACGAAGAUCGCAGUGAAGCAGCUCAAGUCGGGCAGUGGGCAGGGAGAACGCGAGUUCCAGGCAGAGGUCGAGAUCAUCAGUCGGGUCCACCACCGCCACCUCGUGUCGCUUGUCGGAUACUGUAUUGCAGGCGGGCAGCGGAUGCUGGUCUAUGAGUUCGUUCCUAAUAAUACCCUUGAGCACCACCUACAUGGAAGGGGCAGUCUCACCAUGGAUUUUCCUACCAGACUUAAGAUUGCAUUAGGAUCGGCCAAAGGACUUGCAUAUCUUCAUGAAGAUUGUCACCCGAAGAUUAUCCAUCGUGAUAUUAAAACUGCUAACAUUCUCUUGGACAACAAUUUUGAAGCCAUGGUGGCGGAUUUUGGACUGGCCAAGCUGUCGUCGGACAACCACACUCAUGUUUCGACACGUGUCAUGGGGACAUUUGGGUAUUUGGCUCCCGAGUACGCAUCGAGUGGCAAGCUAACUGAGAAAUCUGACGUCUUCUCGUAUGGUGUCAUGCUCCUGGAGCUGAUCACCGGACGGCGGCCUGUUGAUACUACUAACACCUACAUGGAUGAUAGCUUAGUAGAUUGGGCAAGGCCGUUGCUAACCCGAGCAUUGGAGGAAGGGAACUUCGAUGAGCUAGUUGACCCGCACCUACAGAAUAACUUCGACCCCAAUGAGAUGGUGCGCAUGGUAGCUAGCGCUGCUGCAUCUGUUCGCCACUCGGCAAGGAGGCGCCCGAAAAUGAGCCAGAUAGUACGAGCGCUAGAAGGCGAUGUCUCGCUCCAAGACUUGAAUGAAGGGGUGAAACCUGGGCAAAGUUCGGCAUUUGGGUCGGCCGGGAGUGUGGACUAUGACACUGGCUCAUACAAUGCAGACAUGAAACAGUUCCGGAAAGUGGCGUUGGCGAGUCAAGGGUUUAUGAGCAGCGAGUACAGCGGGCAUUCCAGCGAUUUGGGCCGCGAUGUCUCGAGUAGCGAUGGCACAAACUCACGUGAAAUGAACCAAAGGCGCAGCCCUUAAGCAACUGAACCACGUCAGAUUAUCGAUAUUUAUUUUCUCUUCCUCUUUCUUCUUCUUUUUUUUGUCCCAAAUCAAUACAAAAGAAAAAAAAGAAAAGAAAAGAAAAUAGAUCAUCUUCGCUGUAUUAUUCUGUUUUUAGGAUUGAUGAGCGGAAUGAUACUUUGGGUUUAUGCGUGUGGCUGUGUGCAUCUCUUAUCUGUGGAGGCAGAAAAUUUCCUAUUUUCUAAUCUAGUUUUAUUUUUUAAAAAUUCUUUUUUUAUGGGAUUGUUUUCUUUUCUUCUCACCGUCCAUUAAACACGGGCAGGAAUCCCAACGCAAUUUGCAUGGGAUCCCCACCCAUUACAAAUGGAUGUUGACGCUA